Messenger RNA from Lotus japonicus, 2153 nucleotides. Its product is annotated as ruBisCO large subunit-binding protein subunit alpha, chloroplastic. Gene Ontology annotation, molecular function: ATP-dependent protein folding chaperone; ATP binding. Bases 103 to 1866 code for a protein of 587 amino acids. The transcript has 8 exons. The record is from RefSeq and is a predicted model, not a curated record. Lineage: Eukaryota; Viridiplantae; Streptophyta; Magnoliopsida; Fabales; Fabaceae. Gene Ontology annotation, biological process: protein refolding.
UAAUAAAAGCCCAAACCCUAAUCAUUUCUCUCAAUUCUCUCUUCUUCUCUCGUGUUCUACCUCCUUAUCCACUCCACACUCUCUCGAAGAAGCAGAACAACCAUGGCUUCCACCAACGCUCUCUCCUCCGCCUCCAUUCUGCGCUCUCCCAACCACCAGGCGCAGGGUCUCACCAGAAGAGCCAACCAGUCGGCGAGGCUGAAUUACAAGAAACAACAAAACAACCGCUUCUCCGUCAAAGCCAACGCUAAGGAAAUCGCCUUUGACCAGCACUCUCGCCGCGCCCUUCAGGCUGGCAUUGAUAAACUCGCUGAUGCCGUCGGCCUCACUCUCGGCCCAAGGGGGAGGAAUGUUGUGUUGGAUGAGUUUGGAAGUCCUAAGGUUGUUAAUGAUGGGGUCACGAUUGCGCGGGCGAUUGAGCUACCUGAUGCCAUGGAGAAUGCUGGUGCUGCUUUGAUUAGAGAGGUUGCGAGUAGAACUAAUGACUCUGCGGGUGAUGGGACGACGACUGCUUCAGUUCUUGCUCGGGAAAUCAUUAAGCUUGGACUUCUUAGUGUGACCUCCGGUGCUAACCCGGUGUCCCUCAAGAGAGGGAUUGAUAAAACUGUGGCUGCUUUGAUUGAGGAGCUCGAGAAGAAGGCUAGGCCUGUCAAAGGUGGAGAUGAUAUCAAAGCUGUUGCUUCUAUUUCUGCUGGAAAUGAUGAGUUGAUUGGGCAUAUGAUCGCGGAAGCAAUUGGCAAGGUUGGACCUGAUGGUGUUUUGUCCAUUGAGUCUUCAUCCUCGUUUGAGACCACAGUUGAAGUUGAGGAAGGAAUGGAGAUCGACAGAGGGUAUAUCUCCCCUCAAUUUGUUACAAACCCCGAGAAGUCAAUUGUUGAAUUUGAGAAUGCAAGAGUCUUGAUCACAGAUCAGAAGAUAUCGGCUAUAAAAGAUAUUAUUCCCCUGUUAGAGAAAACCACUCAAUUGAGGGCACCCUUGCUUAUAAUUGCUGAAGAUAUCACUGGUGAGGCUUUGGCCACCCUUGUUGUGAACAAGCUACGCGGUAUCCUGAAUGUUGCUGCCAUCAAAUCUCCUGGCUUUGGUGAGCGGAGAAAGGCCCUCCUUCAAGACAUUGCUAUAUUGACAGGUGCUGAGUUCCAAGCUAGUGAUCUGGGACUACUUGUAGAAAACACCUCAGUUGAACAGCUUGGUUUGGCCCGGAAAGUGACCAUCUCCAAGGAUUCGACAACUAUUAUUGCUGAUGCAGCAUCAAAGGACGAGCUGCAAGCCCGUGUUGCACAAUUGAAGAAAGAGUUGUUUGCGACAGACUCAGUUUAUGAUUCGGAGAAACUGGCUGAGAGGAUUGCUAAAUUGUCUGGUGGUGUAGCAGUCAUCAAGGUCGGCGCUGCUACAGAGACUGAACUCGAGGACCGUAAACUCCGUAUUGAGGAUGCCAAGAACGCGACUUUUGCUGCCAUUGAGGAAGGUAUUGUCCCUGGUGGUGGCACUGCACUUGUUCAUCUCUCUGCUUUUGUCCCAGCAAUCAAGGAGAAGCUUGAAGAUCCAGAAGAGAGGCUAGGAGCUGACAUUGUGCAAAAGGCACUGGUUGCACCUGCAUCAUUGAUUGCUCAAAAUGCUGGAGUAGAGGGGGAAGUUGUUGUGGAGAAAAUUAAGAAUGGUGAAUGGGAGGUUGGUUACAAUGCCAUGACUGACAAGUAUGAGAAUUUAGUUGAGGCUGGAGUGAUAGACCCUGCUAAGGUAGCAAGGUGUGCUUUGCAGAAUGCUGCUUCAGUGGCUGGAAUGGUCUUGACCACGCAGGCCAUUGUGGUGGAAAAGGCCAAGCCCAAGGCACCUGUGGCUGCUGCUCCACAAGGCCUUACAAUCUAAGUUUUAGGUUACUUUGUUAUAGGAUCACGACUAAAGAACAGUUUUGUUCAGAAGAUUUUGAAUGCUUGAGUAUUUGAAUCUGUUCAAUCGAAAAAAGAAGUAAGUGUAUCAGUUUAGAUUUGUUUGGAUUGAUGAUGAGGUAGGAGGGAAAUGAGAAUAUUGAAUCUUAGUCAUAGUACGUUUUAUGAUUGAAUUAUGGAUAUUUUCCUCCAUUAAUUUUAUUCUCAAAGAGAAGGAAUAACUAAUGUUCCAAUUAUAUAUCAGAAACAAGUGUGAAAUUGUUUUAA